UCGCAUAAGAAAAAUUGCUGUGACCAGAAUUUUGGCCAGAGUCUUUGUAUAUUUACCUUCUUUCAUUUCCUAGAUUGUGGACUUUAUCUACUGACCGGUUUUGAUUUUUAUUUUGAUCUAUUUUGAAUUGCGUGACACUGAAAACCAGCAAUAGCUCACAAUGCGGACGGAGUGACAGCCCUGGGGGCUAAGAAUAUUCCUGCGAACGCAGUUUUGCCCGCCCAAAUAAUCCCAGGAACCCUUGCGUCAAAAUUUAUAGCUCCAGGUUAUCACCUUUUUGCAAAGCUGUAAUAUAUUAUGUAAUUGACAGUUCGACCGAUAAGAAACCCCCGGACGUUAAUAACAUAAACCUGUUUAAUUUACAACAUCCGUUUAAAUUCUUAUUCAAUUCAAAGAGAUUUCUCGAGCUAAAACCAUAUGUCAGCUGGAUAAAAUGUUUUAUUUCCUAUUUACGGUUGUUCUGCUCCGUUUUUCGAGUGUAACUGGCCAGCAUCAACAUUCGCUUCGAGGUGAUCAUGGUUUAAAGCGAUCUGCUUCUCAACAGGGAGUGUCGUACGCAAAUUUUGUAGUUCACAAGUUUCAGCAUCUUCAAGGAUCCCUCUUAGACUCUUCUUGUGAAGCGGUUCAGGCGAAUGAAUGCGCUUUCAUUUGUGUUAAUAAUCCCUCCUGCGUUUCGUUCAACAUCGCUCUGUUGCCAGACGAAAAUGGAAAGUUUCGCUGUGAACUGCUAAGUGAAGACAUGUUCAGAAGUCAAGACAACCUGACCGUUUCGCAGCAGUUUCACCAUUACAGCAUAAAGACACCAUGCUCGAGUAGUCCGUGUAGAAACGGUGGCAAUUGCAUUCCAAAUUACGAAGAGGAUAAAUAUCAUUGUGCCUGCGCGCCGGGAUAUACGGGUUAUCAUUGCAUGACAGAGUGUUCAGUGGCUUUGGGAAUGGAAAAUUACAAAAUUACAGCUGCACAGAUUUCAGCCUCUAGUCAGUAUAAUAGUUAUCAUUCUCCAAACCAAGGGAGACUUCACUUCAAGCUUAACGGAAAUUACAAAGGAGCAUGGUCAUCAAAAGCAAAAAAUCUGAACCAGUGGUUUCAAAUCGAUCUUGGUAUUGAGACAGAUGUUACUUGUGUGGCGACCCAAGGAAGAAAUCAAGUCAACCAAUGGGUGACCAAGUACAAGUUGCUGUAUGGAAACGAUGGAAACUCAUUCCAGGUUUUCAGGCAACAAGGAGAGAUCGUAGACAAGGAGUUUGUUGGAAACAGUGAUUCUGAAACCGUGGUGAAACAUCCUUUGAAUCCACCAAUCAAAGCACGAUAUGUGAGGCUGAUACCCACAGGGUGGAAAAAUCACAUUUCUUUGAGGAUGGAACUCUACGGCUGUUUUGUUAAUAUUUAACCCUUUAAGGUGACAAACUCAAACUGAUGACUGGACUAAUCAUGCCACGAAUGGUUUCAUAAUGGUUUACUACUGCAAAAUAUCACGACCGCGUAAAAAGGAGGAACGUUUCUGCACAAACAAUUUUAAACCACGUUAUUUAAUCUUUAUAUUUCGACUCGUAAGUACUCAAAAUCCUCUAACGGUUCAAUCAACAUGAUCAAACUGCAUGUUGGCAAAAAUAUACGCGCACAAAACAGCUAUGUGCCUCAGCGAACAAACAUGUUCCUUUGGAAUAUCACCAGUAAGAAAUUAAGUAUUGUUACUUUCAUUUUUGUCGCCGUGUUUGCCAUCAAGCUAUAGUUGCACUCGUGGACGUUUUGGGAGAACGAGAAAAAGUUGCGGAAACAACACCCAACAGUGUUUCAACGGCAUUUCUUGGCAAGUUCUCUCGGACUUUCACUCGUAUUUCUAUUCAACAAUUAUGCACCUUGAGAUUUCUUUUUAAACAAGAGCGCGUUUAAAACCCAGUCGUCAGCUCAGGCUUUAUUGUGAGCAAAGGGCAGUGGUUAAUUCCUUAUACAAAGAUGACUUUUAACAGACACUACAGUAAUGUGAGGAAAAGCAUACAGCUUCUAGAGCGUAAACUUGAAAGUUUUGAUUAUCAGCCGGGCACUUCCAGUACACUAUUCAAAAUCCAUCAUUAACUCUUUAUGUAGGUAUGAAUGCUGUCAAGCGAUAUUUAUGCUUAGAGUGCUUUCAAUUUCGUUUACAAACCAAUCAAGAAAUUCAGGCAAUAUUUGUUGUGGAAUUGUCAUAGACUUAGUAUUGCAUUGAAAAAGGAAAAAAGGACUCUAUUUCCCUGUACAAACACGUUUUCUGUAUAGAGCGUUUUCACGGGACAUCAUCAAAUUCUUAAAUCCAAAACUAAAGAACCACCAUAGUUUUUGUCCUCGUCAGGCAUAAGAGGUACUAAAGUUAUAUUUGUUUACAAUUUUCUAGCUCAAAAGCACCCUUUGUUUGGAAACCAGCGCAUUUUGAAUUUCGAAGUUGUGGCGGUGCGUGACAUAAAGUUUGUCGAAAAGUAUGUAUUUAUCGUGAUUUUUAGCCAUUUAAGACGUUGCCGUAUUUUAAAUGUUUAUUUGUUGAGUGCA
Molecule: messenger RNA, 2523 nt
Organism: Orbicella faveolata
Lineage: Eukaryota; Metazoa; Cnidaria; Anthozoa; Scleractinia; Merulinidae
Product: retinoschisin-like
Source: RefSeq, a predicted model, not a curated record